Molecule: messenger RNA, 900 nt
Organism: Oppia nitens
Lineage: Eukaryota; Metazoa; Arthropoda; Arachnida; Sarcoptiformes; Oppiidae
Product: serine palmitoyltransferase 2-like
Exons: 2
Coding region: 1-900 (299 amino acids)
Biological process (GO): sphingosine biosynthetic process; ceramide biosynthetic process
Cellular component (GO): serine palmitoyltransferase complex
Molecular function (GO): pyridoxal phosphate binding; serine C-palmitoyltransferase activity
Source: RefSeq, a predicted model, not a curated record
AUGUCUGCUUUGUUUGGCAAAGGAUGUCUUGUUAUGAGUGAUCAAUUAAAUCACGCUUCCAUAGCAUUGGGUUGUCGUUUAUCGGGUGCUAAUAUUGAGAUAUUUAAACACAAUGAUAUGGUUGACUUAGAGCAAAAAGUAAGACACGCCAUACUUACUGGACAACCGCAUACAGGAAAGUCAUGGAAAAAAAUUAUUGUUAUUGUUGAGGGCAUCUAUUCAAUGGAGGGAACAAUUGUAAAUUUACCGGAAAUUUUACGUAUCAAGAAAACAUAUAAACUAUAUGUUUAUGUCGACGAAGCACACAGUAUAGGAGCUAUUGGUCCUCAAGGAAGAGGUGUUUGCGACUACUAUGGCUGUAAUCCUCGAGACAUUGAUAUACUUAUGGGUACUUUUACAAAGAGUUUUGCAGCUGCGGGAGGAUAUAUGGCUGGCAAUGAAAAGACGAUCAGAUACUUGCGCUCUAAGACAGCAGCCUAUCAUUAUGGGACACUUAUGGCAGCUCCUGUAGCUCAACAAAUCAUAUCUGUUUUAAGUGAAUUAUAUUACAAUCAAAAUCAAUCACAUGAACGACUCAAACGUAUUCAUGAAAAUACUUUAUAUUUUCGUCAAAAACUUAAACAAUUGGGAUAUCAUUUGGACGGAAACGACGACUCACCAGUUGUACCGCUUAUGGUUUAUAUGGAGUCAUAUCUUAAAUAUCUUUUGAUAAAAUUAAUGGAGUCGGGAAUAGCAACAAUAGGAGUGGCCUAUCCGGUCACUUCAUUAAUUGGGGUCAGAAUAAGACUUUGUGUCAGUGCCUCACAUACCAGAGCUAUGUUAGACAAGGCUAUUGAAACUAUCGAUACAAUUGGCUCACAAUUGGCCGUAAAUUUUAAUAAAAGCAAAGUUUUAAAAUAA